Messenger RNA from Knipowitschia caucasica, 2949 nucleotides. The record is from the annotation of a GenBank genome assembly. NCBI's taxonomy places the organism in Eukaryota, Metazoa, Chordata, Actinopteri, Gobiiformes, Gobiidae.
AUGCUCACCCGGGUCAAGUCUGCGGUGGUGAACCUCAUGGGGGGGGUGCUGUCUGGGGGAGCCAACGGGGACCAUCCGAGUGGAGCAUCCGACCUGCCGCUGCGGUUCCCCUACAGGAGACCCGAGUUCCUGGGUCUCUCCGCGGAUGAGGUGGAGUGCUCUGCGGACCACGGAGCCAGACCGAUCCUCAUCCUGAAGGAGACCGAGCGCCUGCCCUGGUCCACCGGCUACGCGGAAGUGAGGGAGAGCAGAGUGAGGGAGAGCAGAGUGAGGGAGAGCAGAGUGAGGGAGAGCAGAGUGAGGGAGAGCAGAGUGAGGGAGAGCAGAGUGAGGGGGACCAGAGUGAGGGAGGCCAGAGUGAGGGAGAGCAGAGUGAGGGAGAGCAGAGUGAGGGAGAGCAGAGUGAGGGAGAGCAGGAGUGAGGGAGGCCAGAGUGAGGGAGGCCAGAGUGAGGGAGGCCAGAGUGAGGGGGACCAGAGUGAGGGGGACCAGAGUGAGGGGGAGCAGAGUGAGGGAGAGCAGAGUGAGGGAGAGCAGAGUCAGGGAGAGCAGAGUCAGGAGAGCAGAGUGAGGGAGACCAGAGGAGGGGGGACCAGAGUGAGGGAGAGCAGAGUGAGGGAGAGCAGAGUGAGGGGGACCAGAGUGAGGGAGAGCAGAGUGAGGGAGAGCAGAGUGAGGGAUAGCAGAGUGAGGGAUAGCAGAGUGAGGGAGAGCAGAGUGAGGGGGACCAGAGUGAGGGGGACCAGAGUGAGGGGGACCAGAGUGAGGGGGACCAGAGUGAGGGGGACCAGAGUGAGGGGGACCAGAGUGAGGGAGGCCAGAGUGAGGGAGGCCAGAGUGAGGGAGGCCAGAGUGAGGGAGGCCAGAGUGAGGGAGGCCAGAGUGAGGGAGGCCAGAGUGAGGGAGGCCAGAGUGAGGGAGGCCAGAGUGAGUGAGGGAGGCCAGAGUGAGGGAGGCCAGAGUGAGGGGGACCAGAGUGAGGGGGACCAGAGUGAGGGGGACCAGAGUGAGGGGGACCAGAGUGAGGGAGAGCAGAGUGAGGGAGAGCAGAGUGAGGGAGAGCAGAGUGAGGGAGAGCAGAGUGAGGGAGAGCAGAUCCAACUGUCCAACGGUCCAACAGUCCAACAGUCCUCCAGUCCUCCAGUCCUCCAGUCCAACGGUCCAACGGUCCAACGGUCCAACGGUCCAACAGUCCUCCAGUCCUCCCGUCCUCCCGUCCUCCGGUCCUCCGGUCCACCGGUCCAAGGGUCCAAGGGUCCAACAGUCCAACAGUCCAACCGUCCAAGGGUCCAACCGUCCAACCGUCCAAGGGUCCAACCGUCCAAGGGUCCAACCGUCCAACCGUCCAAGGGUCCAACCGUCCAAGGGUCCAACCGUCCAACGGUCCAACAGGUGAUCAACGCGGGGAAGAGUGCUCUGAACGAGGACCAGGCGAGCUGCGAGGUGCUGAGGGUGAAGAGGAGGAGCCGCUCUCCCACUCAGAGGAGGAGGUCGUCUCUGCCCAACGGAGACCUCAGCCCCAACGACCACACGGAGGCCUCUCCUGACGACCUGCCGUUCCAUUACUGGGCUCUGUUCGACGGUCACGCCGGCGCCGGAGCAGCCGUCAUGGCGUCGCACCUGCUGCACCAUCACAUCGCUCUGCACCUUCAAGAGGUCAUGGACGUCCUGCUCUCCCCCUCCACACCCCCCACCUGCCUGGAGGAGGAGCCUGUGAGCCACGGUCCCCAGCAGAAGGGACUGAACAGGGCAGUGUCUCUGCGGGGAGCCGCGGGGGCCCCGGGAACGCCACACGCCGCUACUGCUCGGUUCUUCAGCGAGAAGAAGGUCUCACACCAGAGUCUCGUCAUCGGCGCCAUCGAGAACGCCUUCAAAGACAUGGAUUUCCAGAUCGAAAGAGAGAAAUCCGUGUACAACGUGUCCGGAGGCUGCACGGCUCUGGUGGUGGUGUAUCUACAGGGAAACCUCUACGUGGGGAACGCAGGAGACAGCAGAGCCAUCAUUAUCCGGUCUGGAGAAGUCGUCCCGGUGUCGUCAGAGUUCACCCCAGAGUCGGAGAGACAGAGGCUGCAGUUUCUGGCCUACAUGCAGCCGCACUUGUUGGGGAAUGAGUUUACGCACCUGGAGUUUCCUCGGCGAGUGCAGAGGAAGGAGGUGGGAAAGAGGAUGCUCUACAGAGACUUCACCAUGUCCGGAUGGGCGUACAAAACCAUCGACGACAACGACUUGAAGUUUCCGCUGAUCUACGGAGAAGGGAAGAAGGCGCGGGUUCUGGCCACGAUCGGCGUCACCAGGGGCCUUGGGGACCACCACCUCAAAGUGCACGACUCCAACAUCUUCAUCAAACCCUUCCUCUCCUGCUGCCCCGAGGCACGGCAGGGAUCUGCCUGCAGGGAUCCGCCUGCAGGGAUCCGCCUGCAGGGAUCCGCCUGCAGGGAUCCGCCUGCAGGGAUCCGCCUGCAGGGAUCCGCUGCGGGGAUCCACCUGCAGGGAUCCGCCUGCAGGAUCCACCUGCGUGCGUUCUCCACAGUGGGCGGCACCGCGCGGGUUCUGGCCACGAUCGGCGUCACCAGGGGCCUUGGGGACCACCACCUCAAAGUGCACGACUCCAACAUCUUCAUCAAACCCUUCCUCUCCUGCUGCCCCGAGGUGCAGGUCUACCCUCUGUCCCGGACGGAGCAUGGGGCCGAUGACGUCCUGGUGCUGGGGACUGACGGUCUGUGGGACGUCCUCUCGAACCAGGAAGUGGCUGAGGCUGUUUCCUCAUUCCUUGGAAACUGUGACCCUGAAGACCAGCACAGAUACACAAUGGCGGCUCAGGACCUGGUGAUGCGAGCUCGCGGCGUUCUGAAGGACCGCGGCUGGAGGAUCUCUGACGACCGACUGGGCUCCGGGGACGACAUCUCCGUCUAUAUCAUUCCUCUGAUGUACGGGAACCAGCAAGACUAG